AUGGGUGCAUGCCAAAUAUGUAGCGAUUUGCACCACACAUUGCUGCACCCAAGGACUGCUGCUCAGGGGCCAAGGCAAGGACAACCACGACAACUACGCCAACGCGCUCGCAGAAGCCUCCCCAACCCUCCUCAACAGAGAGCUCAACAGCGGUUGGAUGACCUCCGUCAACGCCUACAACAACAGCAGCAGGUUAUCCAACAGCAACAACAACAGCUACAGCAGCAACAACGCCAACGACAACAACGGCAACGACAACAACUACAGCAACAAUCUCAGCGGCAGCCACAACGUCGCCAACAGCAACUGCCCCGACCCCAACAACGACAGCGCCAACAACUUCAACCACAAGCCAUAGCCGUUCCUCAGCAUGCGGCAGCGCCAGCCUCAACCCAGGGGCUGGUCAAUCAAAUUGUUUCAGCCCUCAGCCAACUGACAGGGUCCACAAUUGCACCAGUGCAAGGAGGCCGGCAUGUCGAAGUCCGGUUAGGCCGCGUUGAAGACGAUUUGAUCGAUCUCCAUGACGAUCUUAUCGACUUCGACGACGGCCUUACCGACCUUGACUGA
Molecule: messenger RNA, 567 nt
Organism: Lucilia cuprina (Australian sheep blowfly)
Lineage: Eukaryota; Metazoa; Arthropoda; Insecta; Diptera; Calliphoridae
Exons: 1
Coding region: 1-567 (188 amino acids)
Source: RefSeq, a predicted model, not a curated record